Messenger RNA from Pyrenophora tritici-repentis Pt-1C-BFP, 2583 nucleotides. RefSeq names its product Med15 multi-domain protein. The record is from RefSeq and is a predicted model, not a curated record. Lineage: Eukaryota; Fungi; Ascomycota; Dothideomycetes; Pleosporales; Pleosporaceae.
AUGCGGGGGCCAAGCUACUCAUAUGAGGAACUGCAGGCCUUGAGAGAGUCUCCACUAGUCAAGAAGCCCGAUGGCCUGCCUUCUAUCUCGCAAUGGAUGGACGUGCCCGCCGAGCAAAACACCAACAAUGGCCACGCCAACAACAAUGGCACUUUGCGUCGUGCCCGGGGUGCGCGAGACGCUGAAGGAACGACGGCAACCGAGCAGCGACCGCUGAUCAACCCCAUGGGCCAAUUUGGACGGCGUCAGAGCAUGCGUAAGUUGUCUGAAGCUCAGGGCAUCAAGGCCGCUAUUAACGCGCUUUUUGUAGAACCUGGCGAGGAGACUGUGCUCGGUCCGCCAAAGCUAGCCUUUCUCUCAGCGCGUACCCCGGCCAAAGCAACAGGCGACGCAAAGGAGCGCACCGGGUUUACCUCUACAGACGGAGACAGUGUUGGAGACCGCUUCCCCAAGAACGAUCGAUGGACCCGGGACCCGCAGCCUGACCGAAACCGAGACAAGGGCUACGCCAAUGGCCGCCGUGUCCCCCGCGAGGACGGCGAGGGCUGGACAAACGUCAAGGGUCGCAAGAGCUUGGGUCAAGAGGACUUUGAGCGCUUUGGUCGUAAUGGUGAUCGCAACCGCGACAAACACGAGGGCGAUGCAGAGGCAGAUGCACCCCCGCGCCGUAACAACCGGGAGCGAAACGAGCCGCGCUGGGGCCGACGUGACGAGGCCAAAGAAGAGGCACCCAAGACGAGUGUUCAGAGUAGCUGGCGUGAGCGUGACCGCGAGCGGGAGCGCGACAAUGGCCGCGAAUGGACCCGGGGCGGAACCCGUGGUGAGGAAGACCCGGAGUGGAUGGAUGCCAAGGUGGAAAAGAAGGAGAUCAAGCCUCGCACACAGGAAGACUUUCAGCGCUGGAAAGAGCAGAUGAGGGCCAAGGAUGCACCGACUGGCGAGAACAAUGAGCAGAGGGACAGUAUCGGUGACAUGCCCACCGCCGUCGCCGCUGCGCCCAUGUUGACCGCACCGCUGCAUACCCCUAUUGGCGCCGAACCAACACAGGGCAUCUUGUUUGGAAAUUGGGGCAGAGACAAGGCGGCUGAGCUCCCACCGACAGAGACCAUUUCGGCAAAACCAAAGCCAGACAAGAAGUCCAGGUUCAUGACCAUGUUCGCGAAACCAGACGAGUCACCCGCGCAGGGCCAACACCAGAUGCCCGUACCUUCGUCGCCCGCACCUGUCAUGGAAGCCAAUGCCGACAAGGAGGGCUUUCAACGUAUCCUUCAAAUGCUCGGUCAAGUCAGCGUAGCCGGUUCUCCAGCCCCUCCACCUCAAACAACUAUGCCUCCUCCCAUGAACGGCAUGAGGCAUGGCGGUGGCAUUGCAUUAGACUACCACCAUGACUCCCCGCCGCCAGAGCUACAGCAUGGUAGACCACCACCACGAACUCUAGAGCAGCAGAGCAUGUUGGACAAUAUUCUCGGUCCACGUCCUGGUGCACCCGAGUCUCGCCCUUCUCAGCAAUCGCGCUUCGCUGCUAGUAUGUCACCCGAGAAUGCAAUGCCAGAGCAAUUCAGGAUUCCGCGACCCGACUCCAGUCAUCCAGAAGACAACUUCCCUCACCAGCCCCCGCCGCGCACCACACAAGCACAGGAUGCCAAUCUCGCAGCUCUCCUCAACAGUCGCGCACAGGAAUCCCAGCGUGACCAAGCCACCAAGCAGCGCGAACGUGACUUCCUAUUGAACCUGAUGCAACAACCAUCUCGCUCUACGCCUCCUCAGGCACAGAUCCCCAAUCUGCCUCGCCAGUCACAGGAAAACCACAACAUGGCCUUCUUCGAACAACAGAGGCAGCCACCUCAACAACACGCUCAGCAACAGCCCAAGAACCGCGGCGCUAUUCCCCCAGGCUUCAUGGAAGACCCGAGGAUGUAUACUGAGUCCGAAAUGCUACGACGAGAGGCCGUCGAACGCCGCGAGCAAGAGAUUCGACAGCUUCAAAUGAUGCAGCAGCAAGAGACUAUGCGCGCAAAGAAUAACCCUCGCCUGCCAAUGGGAUAUCCUAACCCCGAGGAUCCAAUGAUGGGUCUUCAGCGCCGCAACACUGGAGGUGAUCCUCGCAUGCCUACGAACAUGGGUAUUCCCUCACAACCAGUCCCCGAUAUGCAUUACAUGGAUAGGCGAGGUCAGCCAGGCAUGCCACCAACACCCCAAGAGCGACCCAACAUUGCUCCCCCUCCAGGAUUCGGUGGUCCCAUGCGCCAACCACCCGGUCUUGGUGGCCCCAACCCGCAACAAAUGGGACCUGGAGGACCGAGUUUCUCAGGUGGUAACACACCAUUGGGCCAGCCUCCUGGUUUCCCGCCUGGUAACAUACGCGGUCUGGGUUUCCCUGGAGGACCUGGUGGCAAUGGCAUGCAGGGUCCGCCAGGCUACUUCCCACCCCCUGGCUACGGUGGUCCUCCCAUGCCUGGCAUGCGAGGUGUCGAAGACCCUAGGAUGAUGUUCGAAGGCCAAUUUGGCGGACCUCCUCGCCAGCCAGGUCGUCCCGGCCCACCCAACAUACCCCACACCAUGAUCAACUUUUUCCCACCUUGA